This is a messenger RNA of Vigna radiata var. radiata (mung bean), 1381 nucleotides long. RefSeq lists its product as uncharacterized. The transcript has a single exon. The record is from RefSeq and is a predicted model, not a curated record. Lineage: Eukaryota; Viridiplantae; Streptophyta; Magnoliopsida; Fabales; Fabaceae. The coding region runs from base 42 to 770 and encodes 242 amino acids.
GUCAACAAUUACAAAUAACCACUUCAGUGGCUGCAUUAACAAUGUUAUGCAUUGUUAGACAUGCAUUGAGUAUCUUGAAUAUGUACUCGAGUGAUUCGAGUAGUGUAAACAAUUUCCUAUCAGACAGAGACCGUCGUAGGGAGCAAUUAAUGUCACACCUUGUCCAUACUAAUUGGUGCCGCAACAUUAUUAGGAUGGGUCCAGAGACAUUUAUUAAUCUUUGUGAGAGACUAAGAUCAACUAGGUUAGUUAAGGACGUCAUUCGAUCGACAGUGGAGGAACAAGUUGUUCAAUUUCUUCAUAUAAUAGGCCAUAAUGUUAAGAAUCGAAGUGUCACAUUUUUCUUUCAUCGAUCUGGGUCGACGGUUAGCAAUCACUUUCACAAUGUGUUAGAUGCUAUCUUAACUUUGGAAUCUGAAUUUCUAAUUCAACCCUCAGGAAAUGAGAUUCAUCCAUAUGUCUUGAACAACAAUCGAUUUUACUCGUACUUUAAGGUACUCAUUUCAACAUAUUUGAAGAUGUUAUUUGAUCAAAGGAUGAUAAAGGUGCCAAGAUCCGAUGCUCGGAGAUUUCGAGGAAGAAAAGAUUGGCCAACUCAAUAUGUGUUUGCGGCGUGUGAUUUUGACAUGAAAUUCACAUACGUUCUAGUUGGAUGGGAAGGCACUACAUCUGAUUCAAGAAUUUUAAAAAACGCUCUUGAUCGAUAUGAUCCGUUGGUUAUCCCCCAAGGUGAGUGUGUAUAUUGGGAUCUUGAAGAUUUUAUUUAUUAGUCACUAAAUAACUUUAUGUGUACAACAUUGUAGGAAAAUACUACCUCGGUGAUGCUGGAUUUAUGUUGAAAAGCACAGUUUUGACUCCAUAUAGAGGCGUCAGAUAUCACCUUAAAGAAUAUACACGUAAAAAGGCCACAGAAUCCACGCGAGUUGUUUAAUCAUCGACAUUCAUCAUUGAGAAAUGUUAUUGAAAGAACUUUUGGUGUGUUGAAAAAAAGAUUCCCUAUCAUUGCAAGUGGCACUGAACCACACUAUGGAUUAGAGACAAGGACAAACAUUAUAUUAGCUUGUUGUAUCUUACACAACUUCCUUCGUGGCAUGGAUAACGAUGACUCAUUACUUAAUGAAGUUGAUAAUGAGUUGAAUGAAAGGGAAUACCAUAAUGUUUCAUCAUCUCAAGUUAGAGAAGAGGAUCAUAUGAUUAGUAGUAGUAUAAGGGAUUCCAUAGCAGAUCAAAUGUGGCGAGAUUAUCAAAACUUUUAGUUAUUGUAUUUUAUUUUGUUGUAUGACUAGAAAAGAAAUUGAAAACUUAUUACGGACUAUGAACAUUGAAGAUCAGAAUUUAUUCAGACAAUGCUUCGACUUUUUAUCUUCGCAUCCAUCACAUA